GCAGCUUUAGAUAAGGUAUGUCACAACAGUUGGAAGAACUUCGUGCAGAAACGGACCUCUGCAACCAUGAAAAUCUGGCUGAUCCUGCUCUACCUGGUCACCACGGUGAUAGCGGAUCUCUCGCAGGAGGUGGAAGAUGGCAGAAUAACAGAUGCAGUUACUACUCCUCUCCCUCAAGAUGUUGUGGGGACAGAUGAGCCUAAGAAGGGAAAUGGCUUGUUCUGGAAUGUCAUACAGACAGUCAAACACCUCUUCAUAAAGGCUGCUGGGAAUUCUGAAGGACCUGAGGGUACUGAGAGAAAUGGAUUCACCUUCAAGAUUCUUCCAAAGAAGCUGAUUUUUCGAAUUAUGGAGACUUCAGCUAACAAUGAUAAAGAGAUCUCUGAGAGAAUAAAGACUGCGCAGGAAGAUGAUCAAAGAGAAGAGAUCCAUGAGGAAGGGGUAGCCACUACUAACUUGAAUCGUACAUCUUACGGAAUAGAAGGCGAAGAAGAGGAUGGUGGUACCACCACUGCUUGUAAGCAGACGGAUGACUUUGGGGCUCCUGUUCAAGAAUGCCAGAAUGCCACUGCACUGUCUCCUGUGGCAUUAACCACAGCAGAGCCUGCCACAACUCACACAAUAGCAGUGACAACUACUGAUAGCAAUUGCCUGUCGCAAAACUGCCAAUCACACAGUAACCUGUGGGCUGCAUGUACUGAUCCAACUCCAAAGGAUGAAGCAGAGUUGUAUAACUCUCUAACUGAAUUUGCAAUAGAGGCCUAUAAAACAGCAAUUCAGCAUGAAAAGAAUGACUCUAACUUCAUCUUCUCACCCAUGAGCAUCUCAAUCAUGCUCUCCAACCUCUUGCUAGGAGCUUGCGGUGAAACCAAACAGCGUCUUGAGAAUCUGCUUUUCUAUCCUGAAAAUUUUGCUUGUGUUCAUAAAGCACUGAAAUCUGUUAGCAAAUCAGAAACAUUGCUCUCAGCCAAUGCAAUUUUUUACCAACCCGAGCUCUCAUUGGGCAAUGAUUUUCUCAACCAGUCGGAGAUGUUCUAUAAAACCAAAAUGUUCCCACUUACAAAAAACAGCCAUCAGGAUUUGACCGAGAUCAAUGCAUGGGUGAGCAAAAAUACUAACCACAAGAUCAAGAAGCUCUUGAAUGACCUGGAUCCAAAUGACCAAAUGGUGCUGCUCAAUGCUGUCUACUUCCGCUCCAAGUGGAAGACUGUAUUUAAAGUGAAAAACACAAAGCCAGAAGAAUUCUACCGCCCAGGCUUCCCUCCCAUCAAAGUGCCCAUGAUGACAAGCAAGAAAUAUCCAGUGGCUUCCUUCUUUGAUAACAACUUGCAGGCUAAGGUUGCCCGGUUCCAACUGCACCGCAACAUGAGUCUGGUCAUCGUAGUGCCUCGCUCCCUGUCUCAGCAUCUCUCUGAGGUGGAGGAACGUCUCAACACAAAUGUCAUCCAGUCUGUGUUGUCUAAGCUGGAAUAUGUGCCAUUCAAACCAACUAUAGUAACUAUACCCAAGUUCAAGGUGGAGUCUUCCCAGGACAUCACAACACUCGUUCAGGACAUGGAUUAUGGCAUUUUCUUUGAAACCAAUUUGUGUGGGAUCUCUCAGGAUGAAGAGCUGCAAGUGUCCACCGCAUAUCACAGGGCUAUGAUGGAAAUCAGUGAGGAAGGAGUGGAGGCAGCUGCCACCACAGCAGUCUCUGUGGCACGCACAGCCAAUUUCUUGGAAGUGCAGCAGCCCUUCUUAUUUAUAUUGUUGAAAGACAUGAAAAACAUUGUCUUUAUGGGGCGCAUCAACAAUCCAGUGUCAUAACAACAUUCUCCUCCUUGUUCCUGUCAGCUUUCUUCAAUGGGUAAUUGUCCCAGGCUGCCCUGCACUAUUUAUGCAUAAAGUAUGGUGCAGGUGUGGAUGCAAGCAAUGUGCUCUUUCCUUUUUGGAAAAAAAUUACAGAAUAUUUUUUUCCUAUCAUUUUGCCUCUCCUUUUAAAGCUGAGUUUCCCUUGUGCUAUCAUUGUCCUCUGAUUUCUUUCUCCUUAUGCAUGUCUGAUCUUGUAAGAAAUCUACCUGUUCACAUAUACCACAUAUGAAAUAGGCUGAAAAAUAGAACUCAUCCUCCUUUUCCCAUGUAACCACAAUAACAAUCCCCACAGCUCAUUUCCUAAUGAAUAAAGUGUGACUAUAUUGGC
Molecule: messenger RNA, 2179 nt
Organism: Varanus komodoensis (Komodo dragon)
Lineage: Eukaryota; Metazoa; Chordata; Lepidosauria; Squamata; Varanidae
Gene: SERPING1
Product: serpin family G member 1
Exons: 10
Coding region: 67-1806 (579 amino acids)
Biological process (GO): negative regulation of endopeptidase activity
Molecular function (GO): serine-type endopeptidase inhibitor activity
Source: RefSeq, a predicted model, not a curated record